AUGCCCACACGACGAACCCCUAGAUGGCCUCGACCACUAGUUAUCAACCCCCAAUCGUCGCCGCAUAAGCAGACAUUCAUCCUUCUGCACGACCGAGGCUCGAAUGCCACCGACUUCGGCCCAGCGAUGCUCUUCAGGCCGUUUCAUCGGUCUGGCCAUGCCAACACCGAUCGUCAGCCUCAGUACCAUCGUCAAUACCUUACUGCGCAAUCUACAUCUACUUUACAUACGGCAUUUCCACAUGCAAAGUUUGUCUUUCCGACCGCGUCCAUGCUACGUGCAGCGACGUUUACAGAGAGUGUCAUUAACCAGUGGUUCGACACACACUGGCCAUUGGUGUUGCCUGAUGCCACGGAUGACAAUGAUCACAACUCCCGCAACAGCCUUGACGAAGAAACGCGGAAGUGGCGUUCUGAGCUACCGAUUCCAGGUCUUCGUGACACUGCGCGAUAUAUCCAUGAAUUGAUCAAGGCAGAAAUCGAGAUUUUGAAUGGUGAUGCUGGCAGUGUCAUCAUUGGAGGGUUCAGCCAGGGGUCUGCAGCUUCACUGAUUUCGGCGUUGCUGUGGGAUGGCGAUUUGCUGGGAGGAUGGAUUGGGUUGAGUGGAUGGAUGCCUUUUGCUGAGGAGGUUAUGGAUGCAACCCAGCAGGACGAUGAGGACGGAGAAGAAUCGACACCGCUUGAGAAAGGCACUGCCCUGUUACGCGUGACACUCAAUAUGCCAGCUUCUUCACAGAACGACGAUGCCACCGAUCAGAGCUCGUUGAACGGCAUACCCCUAUUCCUCGCCCACGGUUCCGAAGACAAGACAGUCCAUCUCACCCUCGGCCGACAGAUGGUUGACUGUCUCGAAUCUCUGGGCUGGAGCAAUCACAACAUACAAUGGAAGGAGUAUUCCGGUUUGACACAUACCUAUUCCGAGAGCAUAUUGAGCGACAUGGUGGAGUUUUUGACGGAACGGCUUGUAUGA
Talaromyces marneffei is the source of this 969-nucleotide messenger RNA. RefSeq lists its product as uncharacterized. Gene Ontology annotation, molecular function: palmitoyl-(protein) hydrolase activity; carboxylic ester hydrolase activity. Gene Ontology annotation, cellular component: cytoplasm. The record is from RefSeq and is a predicted model, not a curated record. Gene Ontology annotation, biological process: protein depalmitoylation. Lineage: Eukaryota; Fungi; Ascomycota; Eurotiomycetes; Eurotiales; Trichocomaceae. The transcript has a single exon. The coding region runs from base 1 to 969 and encodes 322 amino acids.